Chilo suppressalis (striped riceborer) is the source of this 684-nucleotide messenger RNA. NCBI's taxonomy places the organism in Eukaryota, Metazoa, Arthropoda, Insecta, Lepidoptera, Crambidae. The record is from the annotation of a GenBank genome assembly.
AUGUCCGAUUGCAAUAGCUGGAGACCCUCCUCAUGGGAUGCUUUAGGUGCAUGGAGCUGGGUUACAUCAGGCAACUUUUCCCAUCCGACACAGACCGCAGUGCUCUCUACUUCAAUUGCGGUCUGGACGGGCACAAAGCUGCAGGCUACACCGCCAAUCCCAAUUGCCAUAUCUGCACAGCUGCCGGACUAAACGCCGCCCGGCGGGUCGGCGUCGGCGGUUCGCACACGGCGCAGCGCCCGCGCAGCGAGUGGACCGGAGUCCCACAUGGAGCCCCCGACGUUCCCCAGCCGCGGCCUGAACACCGUGAGGGCCGCUCCCGGGAGCGACGCGUGCCUCCAGCUCCCUGCGCCCCAGGGGACGCCUCCAUUCCACUACGAAUGGUGCAAUCCUCGCGCCGCCGCGCCGGGCGACAACGACACUUGUACCGUUCAAGAUAGGCUACGGUCGCGCGCGCAGUCCGCGCUCGACUCCCGCGCCCUCCGACAGGCAUGCGCUCUCACAAUGGGCAGCAACUGCUGUAAGGGCGACGCUUCUCGCCCGCUCCGCUCCUCCUCCUCAAUAUACAGCAGGUACAUCUGGCUGUUACUGGUCAGUCUGCAGGAAUUACACGACGUCCCCUGGGUCCUGAGACCGUACGUGAAGUGUCAGUGUUUAGUGAGUGCUAUGCCAGUAGAUCCGUAG